Messenger RNA from Scleropages formosus (Asian bonytongue), 1633 nucleotides. It is a transcript of the gene ncoa7a, whose product is annotated as nuclear receptor coactivator 7a. Lineage: Eukaryota; Metazoa; Chordata; Actinopteri; Osteoglossiformes; Osteoglossidae. Gene Ontology annotation, cellular component: nucleus. Bases 242 to 916 code for a protein of 224 amino acids. The record is from RefSeq and is a predicted model, not a curated record. Gene Ontology annotation, biological process: response to oxidative stress; regulation of transcription by RNA polymerase II. The transcript has 6 exons.
UACAGCAAGAAGGAGGAAAAGGAGGCCGUUUUGUUUUUCUGGAAACGAAACGUAACGGAUGUAAGGAAACCAGUAGAGCCGUGCGUGGGUUGGUGCGGGGCGGGGCGGGGCGUGGCUUGGCGAAGAGGGGCGGGGCGAUGCGUCUCUGGCCAAUCAGGCUCCUCGAGCGAAAGGUUAAACCGAGCUGUACAAGCGCGCUGCUUUUUACGGUGGCGUGCGAUAUAACGCACGCGGCACGGAGAUGCGGGCUUUGCCGAGGAACGUUAAGAUACUGUUUUUUGCCAGCCAGUGUUCAGAGCCCUAUGUAGAGAUCAUCACAGUGCGUGAAAGGAAAUGGCAACAGAGCCUUUGCAGCUCUGAGGGGGAAGAGUCGGAGGAGCCCGAGGAGCCGCUUCCCGAGCUGACUGACCAAAGCGAGCUGCUGGAUGAGUUCCACCUUCAGGAGCUGGCCACUCACCUGCCAGCGAGGACCCAGGGGUAUCCAUGGCGACUAGCCUACAGCACCAUAGUGCAUGGCACAAGCCUCAAAACAAUGUACAGGAACCUGGCUCACCUGGACAGCCCUGUGCUCCUUGUCAUCAAGGACAUGGACAACCAGGUGUUCGGGGCGUUCGCAUCGCAUCCUUUUCGAGUGAGCAACUGCUGUUAUGGCACGGGUGAGACGUUCCUUUACAGCUUCAGCCCCAACCUGAAGGUCUUCCGCUGGACGGGAGAGAACUCCUACUUUGUGAGAGGCCAUAGGGACUCCCUGCAGAUGGGGGCAGGAGGGGGGCAUUUCGGCUUGUGGCUGGACAGCAACCUGUGCCGUGGCUCAAGCUUUCAGUGCAACACCUUUCACAAUCAGCCCCUCUCCUCCAAGCAUGACUUCACCAUCCAAGACCUGGAGGUUUGGACCUUCCAGUUGAGCGAUGGCUGAAUGGCCGCAGUUCUACCCGAGGACACAACAUGUCGCCGGACAAGACGCCGGUCACCUCUGCUGACACUACAGGCUGCCUCAGCGAGACACAUCACAGCACACGUCUGUACCCGUACCUGGAAUCAGGCUGGGCUCAGUUCCUGCUCCAGCUGGAAGGCUCUUCAGAACCAGCCUUCCUCCCAGGAGGUCUAACUCUGUUAUGUACUGCUGGGGGUUUGAACUCAAACCCUUCAGGUGCAGGGUCAAGCAGACCCCUGGACAGUAUUGCUCCACAGAGUGACUGAAAAGAGUAGAAGUGGUUACUGACACUACAUGUGCCUUGUGGAGAGUAACUCACAAAGGUUUAAAUGCUGUUGCCUUUAUUGACGACGACGAAGCAUUUUUCCCAUUCAGAAAAUAUUCAAAAUAUGCUGUAUAAAAUAAGAUAUAUUUAUUGUGUUGAACUUCUUUUGGAUUUAGUAAACCUUUUCAGAUUUUUUUUACAUUUUGUGUGAGAUGCACUAAUUUCUGGGAGGUUUUUUGUUAGUUUUUUAACCUGUCUAUGGUUUCAGUGCAGGCACAAUUUGCAAUGUAAUGGUUUUCUUUUGACUGCAAAUUAUUGGCCAUUCUUCUAAAACUAUUAAACAGCAGUGAGUAGAGUCUGAAAGCAUUCUUGUCUGGAACACAAAAAUACACUAAAAAUCAAUAUAAUAUGAAAGCAUUAUGUGCAGUAUAUAA